UGAUUGCGAGCGCUCCCUGCUGCCUCACAUGAUCUGAAGUGGAUUCAGGGAGAGAAAGAAAACGCUGCAGAGAAGAUGGCUGAGUGGGGCCUGGGUUCUUCUCUAAUACGUUUUUUUCCUACAAUUGCCAUCUUGGUAACAUUCAUCCACUGCUCCAAUGGAGUUCCCUGGACACAAGAAAAGUUUCAUCACCAAGCAGUUACACUAACACCUGAUGAAGUCCGGACAGCCUUGUCGCACACAGACCUGACACAGAUGUGGCAGAGGGACCUGGGGCCGUUGCUUGUUGCCAGGUAUCCAGGCUCUCCGGGCAGCCAGGCUGUGCAGCAACAUAUCAAAACAACACUGAAAUCCCUGGGAGCCGGCUGGGAAGUGACAGAGGAUAGGUUCAUUUCACAAACACCUUAUGGACCACUUCCCUUCACCAACCUCAUUGCCACCCUCAACCCAUCAGCCAUGCGCCGCCUAGUCCUGGCCUGUCACUACGACUCCAAAUACUACGCGCUGCAAUGGCACGGUAUAGAGUUUCUAGGUGCCACUGAUUCCGCUGUGCCCUGUGCUAUGAUGCUGGAGCUGGCAAGAGCCCUAGAUGGGGAGCUGAAAACUCAAAAGGCCUCCUUCGCCAACCUGACCUUGCAAUUGAUUUUCUUCGAUGGUGAGGAAGCUUUCAUCCACUGGAGCCCUCUUGACUCUUUGUAUGGCUCCCGUCACUUAGCACACAAGAUGGAAAACACCCCUCAUCCUUCAGAAGACAAAGACACCAAUCAACUGGAUGGCAUAGAUAUGUUUGUAUUAUUGGACCUGAUCGGAAGCCCGAGCCCACGCUUUGGUAACCACUUCCCAGCAACAACGUACUGGCUCUCCCGGCUGCAGAGCAUAGAAAAACGUCUCCACUUCAUGAAUCAACUUGAAAAUCAUCCGGACAGUGUUGAAUAUUUCUGGCCAGAUCGACAUGCUAGCUCCAUUGAUGAUGAUCACGUACCAUUCCUGAGCAGAGGUGUCCGCAUUCUUCAUCUCAUUCCCUCUCCUUUCCCCGUUGUGUGGCACACAUUUAAUGACAAUGAGCAGAACUUGGACCGCCCCACCAUCGCAAACCUCAACAAGAUUUUACAGAUCUUUGUCCUGGAGUAUCUUAAUAUCCGCCCUGUGAAUACCACAGAUGAAGUGGCAUCUAAGUAAUUCUACCCUGUAUGCAGGGGUGAAAGUGGCUAGAAUUUCUUGCCGGAACUCCCUGACAUAAAGGUUGCCACAGAGCCCCCCUAAAAAUGUUUUUGUUGUUUUUGUGUGUGUGUGUCAAACCUCCUAAACCACCGAAAUGCAAAGAAAACUGCUUUUGGCAGUUAUAACUAUACCACACCAUAAAACACAACAGGUUUUACACAUGCAUCAGGGUACUGCAUUACACUUGCUGUAACAAGGCAUACAGUACAUAAGAAACUGAUUGUCAUUCAAAAUUGUAUUUUUUCAAUUAUGUGCGAAAUAAGAGUGAACAAAAUCACCUUGUAACCCCAACCUCCAUCUCCUAAUUUUUAUUUUCCCUCAUUUUCUCACAUCUAAAUAAAUACCUCGAUUUUAACUACCUAAAAACAGUAAAGUGAAAUGGAAUAUAUUUUGAAGAUAACGCAAACAUUGACUUUUUUUUUUUUUUUAAAUCUAUUGUAAGGAAAUAAAUAAGUAGCCUACCAUAGGUAAAUGAACAAAAAUAAGUCCAAAGUGCACAUGAACUAUAUUGACAAAUAUACUGUAUCACAUUUGAGACAAGCAUUUCUGGAACUCAUUGCAGUAAAAAAAUGUGUUCAAAAACCUUAUUGUGUUCUCAAUCUCACUUUAGUUAUAUUUGUUUUACGAGAACUGCAUGUAAUGCUUAAUGUAUCAUUUAUGAUACAAAUGAAAGAACAUAUACAGUAUACAAAUGGCUUUUAAAUACUUUUUCCCCCCAAAAUUAUUAUAUUAUGUGAUUUUUUUUUUUUUUUUUUAAAUCAGAUUUUCUGUAAAUUUUUUCUGGGUUCAGGCAUUAUAACAUGGAAGAUGUUCUGAACCUACCCGUCAGAGCAAAUAAAAUAAGCCUUUUCAACUCUUUCCUUUCUCUUAAAGAUCUGAUCCAUUUUCCAUUGCAUUGCCCUCUUUUAUCGCACUUAUUCAACAAGCUUGUUCUUUUUUUUUUUUUUUUUUUUUGUAGUCCUAGAAACAUGUGCAUUUUAACCAAUCAGCUGAUCACAUGUCAGUAUGUCAGCCAAUUGACAAGUGGAAUCCAGGCAGGGUGUUUUGCUGACUGUCUCGUUGGACUCAGAUACUCACACUGGGAGACCUUCGUAGAAUAAAUAAAAAAUAAAUAUCGGUGGAAACGGAUGACGCUACACAAGCACUUUAUUAGGCUUGUUGUUAAUACUUGUGUAUGUAAAUCUGACAUUAGUAGAUUGUUUUCUUCUUGGAGAUUCGUGUGUGGCAUCCGAGCAGAUUUUUUAUUAACAUGGAGAUUUGACAAUUGCUGUCAUAUUUUCAGGAUCAAAGCACCGUUUAGCCCCCGAAUUUUAUAUCGGAACAGCGUUCCGGACCGUUCCGGCCUACUUUCACCCCUGAUGUCUUUCGUUGAUAAUGCAAAUUUAUUAACCCAUAAUGUAACGUUGAAAUUUAAGUCAAUUGUCUUAUGUGGAUGUGUAAUGAAUGUGAAAUUCAUAUGCCUUCUGUUAAAAAUGACAGAUUUCUGGUGAGGACAUCAUAUUGCGAAAGCAAAUAUAUUAUCUGUGUAUACACUAUGUGAAUACAACAUAUCUUACAUUCGAGGCUCAAAUUAAGAUUAAGUCUGAAUUUUCACGUACACUCACAAAUGAAUGGGCUUUUAUAGCUUUAGUCAUGUAAUGAGACCACAUGUGAACCUCUGUAUUCUACAGUUAAUCUUUACACCAAUAUCUAUACAGUAUACUAUUCAUCAGGAGAAUGUAGACUUAUUUGUAUUUGUAACAAGAGCUUUGGACCUCCAUAUCCUGUUGUCUUGGCAAAAUGAAUAAGAGCCUGUGUUGGUGUACGCCAUUUGCCUGCCUUAAUUUAUUUUAGUGAUUUUUAGUCAAAUAUUUCCAAUGACCUUUCAUGUGAAGGACUUUUUUGGUACUUUCAAUUAAAGGGAAAGACAAGGUUAAAUGUAAAUAACUAUCACAUAAAAGACAGUUGCUCAAAAUAUUUAAAUAUGCAAAUUGGAAAUUUCUUAGACUUAUGAUAACAGAGAUAAUGUUUGAACAUAUAAAAAUGACAGUUUAUGGGUGCAGCCAUUUCGUGAUGUCAUUUAAACCAGUGCACAUACACACUAAUAAACCUGAACACAGAUGCAUGUAUUAUUGACAUAACUAGGAAGGGUGGGUAAUUUGGGACAGUCACAUUUGAUUGGCUACAAUAGUACAGGCAUUGCCAAAAUGCCUGCCCCUAUGUCAGGUGGUCACUUCCUGGUAAUACUGGCUUUUAUUGACCUUUUCCUUCUCUAUUACACGGGAUAUGUCUUUUUUUUUUUUUUUUUU
Messenger RNA from Corythoichthys intestinalis (scribbled pipefish), 3509 nucleotides. RefSeq names its product glutaminyl-peptide cyclotransferase (gene qpct). Gene Ontology annotation, molecular function: glutaminyl-peptide cyclotransferase activity; zinc ion binding. The coding region runs from base 76 to 1179 and encodes 367 amino acids. The record is from RefSeq and is a predicted model, not a curated record. The transcript has 7 exons. NCBI's taxonomy places the organism in Eukaryota, Metazoa, Chordata, Actinopteri, Syngnathiformes, Syngnathidae.